Molecule: messenger RNA, 4025 nt
Organism: Erpetoichthys calabaricus (reedfish)
Lineage: Eukaryota; Metazoa; Chordata; Cladistia; Polypteriformes; Polypteridae
Product: tripartite motif-containing protein 16-like
Exons: 7
Coding region: 199-1878 (559 amino acids)
Molecular function (GO): protein binding; zinc ion binding
Source: RefSeq, a predicted model, not a curated record
AUGACCGUCAAAUAGUUUUAAUUUCCCAAAAAAUCAAACGUUACUACGAUCCCUGUGUGAAAAAUGCAAAUUAUUAUUUAAACGGGACUGCCUUAAAUUCAGAUCAGCGUGGUUACGUAUCCGGAAGUGCUCCGCGAUUCUUUCACUUUCAUUUCUUCUCUGUUAACGCCCGUCUGCAGUGCUGGAUCUCCGUUCACAAUGGCAGCAACAAAUAAAUCUUCGGUGUCCGCCGAUCAGUACUCCUGUCCGGUGUGUCUGGAGGUCCUGAAGGAGCCGGUCACUCUCGUAUGCGGACACAGCUACUGUAUGGACUGCAUUAACGACUGCUGGGACCAGCCUGACACAGAGGGAGGUUACAAGUGUCCUCAGUGCAGACGGUCAUUUAACGAGAGGCCGGAGCUGAACAAAAACACCGUAUUAGCAGAACUGAUCGAGAAACUGAAGGACGUGACAGUCGAUGGAGGACCGUCUGUGAGUUACGCUGGACCUGACGACGUGUCCUGUGAUGUUUGUACGGGGAGAAAACUGAGAGCCGUGAAAAGCUGCCUGACCUGCAUGGCCUCCUACUGUGAGACUCACCUGCAGCCGCACCUGCGGUCUGAAGUUCUGAAAAGACACAAACUGGGAGAGCCGACUGGAAACCUCGAAGAGAAAUUCUGUGAGAUGCAUCAGAAAGUUCUGGAAAUCUUCUGCAGGACCGACCAGACGUGUGUGUGCUUACUUUGUGUGGCGACUGAACAUAAGAAUCACGACACGGUGACACCUGAAGAAGAGCGAGCUGCGAGACAGAAUCAGCUGGAGGAGAGAAAGGAAGAAGUGAAAAAGAAAAUUGAAAAAAAAGAAAAGAAACUAAAAGGGUUGAGGAAAACCAUAGAGAGGAUUCAGAGCUCAGCAGAGAGAGAAGUGCAGGAACACGAGAAGGUUUUCAGGUCUGUACUCGAGUCCAUAGAGAGAUUGAGGUCAGAGGUCAUUGAGGUCAUUAGAGAUCAUGAAAGAAGGAAAGUGGGAAAGGCUAAAGAGUUCAUGGAGAGACUGGAGAAAGAAAUCAAAGAGCUGAUGAGGAGAAACACUGAGCUGGCCAAGCUCUCACAAACAGACCACAUCCACUUCCUAAAGAAGUUUCCAUCUCUCUGUUUCCCUCUUGGAGAUCAAGACACACCAGCCACAAGUGUUAGUGAAGAUUUGCUUCCUGAGACUCUGAGGAUGAGUUUGUCUGAUCUGAAGAAGAGUCUGGAGGAGAUCAGCAGCUGGGAGAUUGUGAAGAUCAGUGAGCCUGGGGCUGAUGAUUCAUGUCACAUCCUGCAGAAUCUGAGGACCAGAAAUGGACUUUUAAAAUACUUCUGUCCACUCACACUGGACCCCAACACGGCAAACAAUUUUCUAUACCUGUCGGCAGGGAACAAGAAGGUGACAAGUCAGAUGAAAACGAUCCUGUAUCCUAAACAUCCUGACAGAUUUGACAGUUGGCUUGAAGUUCUGUGCAGAGAGGCUUUGAGUGGGACUCGCUGUUACUGGGAGGUUGAGUGGAGUGGAAAAGAGAUUGACAUUGGAGUAACAUAUAAAGGAAUAGCAAGGAAAGGAGAAAGUGAUGAGAGUGCUCUUGGGCACAACGACAAGUCCUGGAAUUUCUGCUGCUCUGUUUCUGGUUACACUGCAUGGCACAAUAACAAGUCGAUGCGAAUCAGCGCCCCCUGCAGUCACAGAAUUGGUGUGUACCUGGACUGGCCUGCUGGAUCUCUGUCGUUUUAUAGCAUCUCACACACAAUGACCCUCCUGCACACGUUCAACACCUCUUUUACUGAGCCGCUUUAUCCAGGUUUUGGGUUAGUAUGGGACUCCAGUGUAACAAUCUGCCCUCUGAACCCACCUGACCAGUGACCGUUGUGGUCUGCAGGUCACUUUAUGUCUUCUAUCACUAAAACUGUCUUGUUCUUUUACACUAAAAAUCAUGCAGACUACCUGAAGAUAAACACUCCCAGUUUACUUAAUAUUUUAAAAUUUAAUCUCUGCCUGAAGUAGAACAGCAAACAAAUCUAUGGUGGCAGAUGGAACAUGAGAGUUAAGUCUCCAUCUCUCAGAAUAUGAAAUCUUAAUUUGGUAUGUAUGUAUAACAACUAGUAAGUAAUUCUGUUUAUUUUAUUUUACUCCAUUCCAGUGGUACAGUGGUUAGUGAUGCUACCUUACAGCUCCAAAUCACUUUUCAAACACUAGCCCUGUCACUGACUGUGUGGAAUUUCCAUGUUCUCCUAGUGCCCAUAUGCCCCAGUUUACUUCCCAAAUCCCAGUUUUACCCUGAUUUUGGUCAAAUGGUGCCCUGUGAUGGAGUGACAUUUCUGUCCAAGUUUGUUUCUUGCCUUGUGGUCAUGGUAUGCUCCAGUUUCCUGUCACCUUAACAAUAAUUUAGGUGGAUUAUUAAAAUGGUCAAAGGGAUGGGCAUUCCAGUUUUUUUCAUUUGAUCUUUCCACUGCUGCUUUUUCAUUUUUCUUCACUGAACUAUUGACAUGAUGAAGAUGUUGACCAUAACUGCAUUAUCAGCUUGAUAUACUGACCUCAUCAUGUGGACCUGACUGGAUGCAGAACAUUCUUACUUAAACCAUGACUCAGUUCCAAAAGGCCAAAUGUAAAAUAAAACAAAAGAACUCAACUAAUGAGUUUGAAGUGAAGCAUUUAUAACGUUGACAGUUUGUGUCUUAGAGAAGGCUUUGAGUUGUAGAAAGUAAAUGGCAUGCUAAAGAAGCUAAACCAGUCUAUAUGUCACAUACUGCCUUUCACUGAAAGAUAAGGAACUUGAUAAAUAAAAGAAUUAGAAAACAAAAAAGAAACGAGGAUGGAUAACGAGAAAAAAAAUGGAGAGUCAUACUGUGAAGAUAGCAAUGUAUUUCAGUCAGCAAUGGACAAUACUCUUGACCAGGGGUUCUCAAACUCGAUCCUGGGGACCCCUGUGGCUGCAGGUUUUUGUUCCAACCAGCUUCUGUUUUUAAUUGAACUCCUGGGCUAAUUAAGUGAACUGUUAUUUCCCAAAUUCUGUGUUUUGGGAACAAAAUAGAAAUUAGAAAACUAAGUUUGGUAAAAAAAUAUAUAUAUAUAUAUAUAUAUAUAUUAAACUCUACUGAGCAGUUAUAUGGGGAUUUGUAUUUUGUUUAACAAUAUUUUCAUCUUGAUUUUCAUUCUACUUUUCUAGGUGUUCUAAUUGUUUAAUUAAUCCAUUAUUUACUAAUUAGUGGGUCUAAAGUAGUUGCAGCCUUUGAUUAUUCCAUGUUGUUUGCCAGCAUGUCUGCUCUGCUCAUUUUUAAUUAUCAUUAAUAACACACAACAAAGGGGAAAAACUGCACAGAGAAAGGGUAAACUAUAAUGAAACGAACAAAAGAGAGUUAAGCAUUUAAAUCUAUAGCAAAAAUAGAAAUAUUUGUAAAUGUCUUACAAAUGUAAAAAUCAUGCUGCUGUGCUUUUCUACAUGUAGAAUAAGAGAAGAGAAAUAAAUACAUGCUAAUUAACUGAGAUCAGUGUUUGAAAGGCCCCCAGGACCGAUUUUGAGAACCCCUGCUCUACAGCAAAAGUGAUAUGAAUGAUGGCCAGCAGAGGGCGCACAUGUAGUUCACAGUCAUAUUGCACAGACUGAGUUUCAUUUCUUGCAGUUCAAAAAUAUGAAGAGAAAUUUGAGAAAAAAUUAAAUGUAAUGGAGAACUGAGAGACUAUGUGGGAAUGACAAGGUUUGGAAAAUGAAUGAAUAAAUUACUUUGACGUUUAUAAAAGUUGUUUUUUUUUUGUAUUUCUGUGGGAUGCAACAGCACAGUUCAAGAAUAAAACCACUUCAGUCCUAUUUGUGCUGUACAUCAUUCAGGAAUUAAAGAUGUCAACAUAUGAUGAAUACAAGGCGCUAUAAGUCUGUACUCUUAACUCGGCUGACCUCAUUCUUUUUUUGUGUUAACAGUAAAUAUGUGGGAAGAACAUUAUAACUUGGAUUUUGUAACCAGAGCUGAAUCAUAACUUGCCUGAUACUGUGAUUUAUGAGUCUAACAUGCUUA